GCUGCCCAUCGGGGAUGUUUAAGGCCAGCCAAGGGGAUGAAGGAUGCAUCCACUGCCCAAUUAACAGCCGGACGACUUCGGAAGGGGCCACCAACUGCGUGUGCCGAAAUGGAUAUUACCGGGCGGAUGCUGAUCCUGUCGACAUGCCAUGCACCACCAUCCCCUCUGCCCCCCAGGCCGUCAUCUCCAGCGUGAAUGAGACCUCUCUGAUGCUGGAGUGGACCCCGCCGCGGGACUCCGGGGGCCGGGAGGACCUGGUGUACAACAUCAUCUGCAAGAGCUGCGGCUCCGGCCGUGGGGCGUGCACGCGCUGCGGGGACAACGUGCAGUUCGCCCCCCGCCAGCUGGGCCUGACCGAGCCCCGCAUCUACAUCAGCGACCUGCUGGCCCACACCCAGUACACCUUCGAGAUCCAGGCAGUGAAUGGCGUCACCGACCAGAGCCCCUUCUCCCCGCAGUUCGCAUCAGUGAACAUCACCACCAACCAGGCUGCUCCGUCAGCUGUGUCCAUCAUGCACCAGGUCAGCCGCACCGUGGACAGCAUUACCCUCUCAUGGUCUCAGCCUGACCAACCCAACGGCGUCAUCCUGGAUUAUGAGCUGCAAUAUUAUGAGAAGGAUCUGAGCGAGUUAAAUUCAACAACAGUGAAGAGCCCCACCAACACUGUGGCUGUGCAAAACCUCAAAGCUGGCACCAUUUACGUCUUCCAGGUGCGAGCGCGUACUGUGGCCGGGUAUGGCCGGUAUAGUGGCAAGAUGUAUUUCCAGACCAUGACUGAAGGUGAGUCUUCACCUGCCUCUGCAUAAAGCGUCCAGGAGAAGCUGCCACUCAUCAUCGGCUCCUCCGCGGCAGGACUGGUGUUCCUCAUCGCUGUGGUCGUUAUCAUUAUUGUGUGCAACAGAAGACGGGGCUUUGAGCGUGCUGACUCCGAGUACACUGACAAGCUGCAGCACUAUACCAGUGGCCACAGUACGUACCGCGGCCCCUCGCCAGGCCUGGGGGUCCGCUCCCUCUUCGUGACUCCGGGGAUGAAGAUUUAUAUCGAUCCGUUCACCUACGAAGAUCCCAAUGAGGCUGUCAGGGAAUUUGCAAAAGAAAUCGAUAUCUCUUGUGUGAAAAUCGAGCAGGUGAUCGGGGCAGGCGAGUUUGGUGAGGUGUGCAGUGGGCAUCUCAAGCUUCCUGGCAAAAGAGAGAUCUUUGUGGCCAUCAAGACCCUGAAGUCUGGUUACACGGAGAAGCAGAGACGGGACUUCUUGAGUGAAGCCAGCAUCAUGGGGCAGUUCGACCACCCCAACGUCAUCCAUCUGGAGGGGGUGGUGACCAAGAGUUCACCAGUCAUGAUCAUUACUGAGUUCAUGGAGAAUGGCUCACUGGACUCCUUCUUGCGGCAAAACGAUGGGCAGUUCACAGUGAUCCAGCUGGUGGGCAUGUUACGGGGCAUUGCGGCGGGCAUGAAGUACCUGGCUGACAUGAACUACGUGCAUCGGGACCUGGCUGCCCGCAACAUCCUGGUGAACAGCAACCUGGUCUGCAAAGUGUCUGACUUCGGCCUCUCCCGUUUUCUGGAGGAUGACACCUCUGAUCCCACCUACACCAGUGCACUGGGUGGGAAGAUCCCGAUACGGUGGACAGCACCAGAGGCAAUUCAGUACCGAAAAUUCACAUCGGCCAGCGAUGUGUGGAGCUACGGAAUAGUCAUGUGGGAGGUGAUGUCGUACGGCGAGCGGCCUUACUGGGAUAUGACCAACCAAGAU
Molecule: messenger RNA, 1754 nt
Organism: Tauraco erythrolophus (red-crested turaco)
Lineage: Eukaryota; Metazoa; Chordata; Aves; Musophagiformes; Musophagidae
Source: RefSeq, a predicted model, not a curated record